This is a messenger RNA of Anolis carolinensis (green anole), 8269 nucleotides long. RefSeq names its product zonadhesin. Gene Ontology annotation, molecular function: protein binding; calcium ion binding. Gene Ontology annotation, cellular component: membrane; extracellular matrix. The transcript has 31 exons. Lineage: Eukaryota; Metazoa; Chordata; Lepidosauria; Squamata; Anolidae. The record is from RefSeq and is a predicted model, not a curated record. Bases 1 to 6915 code for a protein of 2304 amino acids.
AUGGAGACCUGGGAAGGACUGGGAGCCCCCCUGCUGACUCUCAGUGGGGAGCAUGGCCCCAACUGGAAUCCAGGAGUGGUCAAUUAUACUGGGACGGCCGAGGUCCAGUUUGUUUUCGAAGGCACCUACCGAGGCAAACCUGGCCUGGCAGUGGACAGCGUCCACAUCUCACCUUGUGAAGAGGUUUUCGCCCAGUGCGACUUCAACGACAACGCAAAUCCCUUCUGCGGCUGGGUCGGUUCUGGUGACGAUGACGUCUCCUGGACACGGACCAACCAUUCCACCCCGACCGAAGAGACCGGGCCCCCGGGAGAUUACCCCGAUGGAAAGGGCUACUACAUCUACGCAGAAGGGGGCUCCUUGAAACCGGGCCAGUCCCUCCGCCUGACCAGCCGGGCCUUCUGCACCGACACCGAGGCCUGUGUGGAGUUCUAUUACUACAUGCACGGCAUUGUGCAAGUCCAGACGCAGCUCCGGGUGCUGCUGGAGGGGCCUUCUGGAACAGAGGUCCUGCUCUGGACCCGGGGCGGGAUCCAAAGCCCCGUGUGGCUCUUGGGAUCCGUGACAGUGCCGUACGGCGGGCCGCAGCCAAGCAGGGUGCUUUUUGAGGUGGUUCGGGGGAGCCACCCUUACCUGGACGUGGCCCUGGACAACAUCUCCGUGCGCAGAGAACCUUGCUCAGGCUCUGGAACGCCACUUCCUCCGACCACUUCCUCCAUUGCCACAUCAACCCACGCUGGCCCUGUGGUGACCCUGCCGCCCUGGAGUCCUGGAACGUCGCGCUCCACAACCACCAGCUCUGCACCCACCAGCCACGUGGUUCCAACAACCCACAGCAACACCACUCCCCAAGACCCCACUCUGACCAGCCCCACCACCACAACCACCACCACUACAUCAAGCUCUACUGCCACCACCAGAGACAGCCAUGUUAGCAACACUACGCCAACCACCUCUGGUCAAGACAACCAGACCACGCCUGGGGUCCCCAAACCAACAAGCCAUCCCACCCCAGCUGCCCCUACUACCAGCAAGGCUAGCACAACUAGCAUGACAGCCAGCCCCUGGAACACAACCACCACUGCUGCUAUCACAACCAGCGACUCCAAAACAAGCACAACUAGCACAACAGCCAGUCACGGCAACAUAACCAGCACUCCCACCACCAGCGUCUCCAAGACAAGUACAACUAGCACAACACUCAGCCCUGGGAGCACAACCACCACUGCUGCUAUCACAACCAGCGACUCCAAAACAAGCACAAUUAGCACAACAACCACCCACGGCAACACAACCACCACUCCUGCUUGCACCACCAGCAUCUCCAGGACAAGCACAACUAGCACAACAGCAAGCCCAGGGAGCACAACCACUACUGCUGCUAUCACAACCAGCGACUCCAAAACAAGCACAAUUAGCACAACAGCAAGCCAUGGCAACACAACCAGCACUUCUGCUCCCACCACCAGCGUCUCCGAGACAAGCACAACUAGCACAACAGCUAGCCCUGGGAACACAACUACCACUGCUGCUAUCACAACCAGCGACUACAAAACAAGCACAAUUAGCACAACAACAAGCCACGGCAACACAACCUCCACUCCCGCUCCCACCACCAGCGUCUCCAAGACAAGCACAACUAGUACAACAGCCAGCCACAGCAACACAACCACCACUGCUACUAUCACAACCAGUGACUCCAAAACAAGCACAACUAGCACAACAGCUAGCCACAGCAACAUAACAACUACUGCCACUCCCGCCACCAGCUCGACACACCACACACAACUGCCCAUUACGAGCCAGACAAGCCCCACCCAUGGAAGCACCACCAGUACACCAACUAUGACCAGCCAAGGCAGCUUCACUACUAGUACCACUAGUCCAGCCACCACCUCAACCAGUAGUGACUCCAAGACAAGCACAACGAGUACAACAGCCAGUCAAGACAACACAACAGUGGCUACCAGUCCCAGCACCACUCCCAGCCCAACACAGCUGCCCAUUACAAGCCCCACCAGUGGUAGCCGGCCUAGUACCACCACAGGCCACACCAGCCAUGUUACAACAGCUGGCAGCAGCACUAGCCACCCCUCUGUUACCACGGCUGGGCCCACCCCUCCAAAGAGUAGCACUACAGCCACUACUCACAUCAGCCCCUCCACCUCUCUGAGCAGCCAUACUGCUCCCAGCCACAACCAAACGAGCGCUACCCAGGGAAGUCCAAGCCCUGGUCACACCACUGCUUCCCCAUCAACCACCAGGCAAACCAGUCCCAUCACCACCAGCACAGCCACCACAAAAAUAACCACCAUUAGCACAACCACCAUCAGCAGCAGCCCAACAACUCACACUACUGGCCAUCCAACGACUACCUCAGGAACUACCCUGCAGGUCAACACAACCACCACCCAGAGCUCCACCACCCUCACCACUUCGCCCCACACCAGCUCCACCAUCUUGUCUCCAGGCGGCCCGACAAGCGGACCCCCCAGCCCCACUGUAACCAGGACCACGACUCAUGGAAAGACCACCAGCACUGGCCCCCUUCUGACCAGCUCUGUGAGUCCAAGCACACUGCACACAACCAUGGUCAGCCAUGUCAACGCCACAUCCACAACGGCCAGCACCAAGUCCACACCGACAACCCCAGGCUGUGGCCACUCUAGCCCUACCACCACUAGCCCAAACAGCACUCACACCAGUGCAACAACCAUUGCCAUCAUCACAACUAAAAGCAGUGUUGAUACUACCGUCAGCACUACCACCAGACCACCGAUAAGGACAACCACGACUCAACACACCACUAGCCAUGCGGCCAUUGAGUCUAGCCGGACCACUAUCACCACCACGGAAAGAAGCAGCACCAAAAUGCCUGUUAGCCCAGAGGCUACAACCACAACAACAACACUUCAAACGACCACAGCAAAGCCCAUCCCAACACAAGGGGCCUCCACAGGGACCAUAGUCACAAGCACAGUGCCAGUGGCACCUCCAGACCAAGGGAUCUGCACCAUCUCGGGAGACCCCCACUACACGACCUAUGACGAGCGGCUCUUCCACUUCAUGGGCACCUGCACGUACCUGCUGUCUACCGUCUGCAACGCCACAUCGGACCUUCCCACCUUCAGGGUCCAGGCCACCAACGAACACCGAGGGGCCAACAAGCAAGUCUCCUACGUCAAGUCCGUCCGUGUGGAAGUCUAUGGGAUUGAAAUCGUACUCCUGAAAGCGCGAAGGGUCACUGUGACCGGGCAGAGAGUGACCUUGCCAGUUUCAGUAGCCGAAGACCGGGUGUCAGUGCGACUCAGUGGCACGUUCGUCUUGAUACAAACGGAUUUUGGCCUCUCGGUGCGGUUUGAUGGGAACCAUCAUGCUGAAGUCUCCGUCCCACCAUCUUACUAUGGAUAUGUUUGCGGCCUCUGCGGGAACUACAACGGGGAAGUGUCAGAUGACAACCUCAUGCCUGAUGGCACUUCAGCUGGGACAGACGCCGACAAACUGGGAGAGAGCUGGCAGGUCCCGGAUGCAGGAGAUGAAGGCUGCAGCAACACGGGGGACCCAGGAGAGUGCGACAAGGAUCUUGCGGCAGAAGCGGAGAAGCCUUCCAGCUGCGGGAUCCUGACAGACCCCCAAGGUCCGUUCUCCCCUUGUCAUAGCAAGAUCCCUCCCGAGGGUUUUUUCGAGAGCUGCGUCUAUGACUUCUGUGGCACCGGUGGGGACACGAGCACCCUCUGCUUUGCGCUCCAGUCCUACGCUGACCGCUGCGCCCAGGCUGGGGUCAACAUCGCUUGGAGGAACAACAGCUUCUGCCCCCUGAACUGCCCCCCUGGGAGCUCCUACUCCCCUUGCACCCCUUCCUGCCCGGCUACCUGUCUAGACGGCCCCUCCGAACCCGGCUGUCCCGGCCAGCCCUGCCUGGAGGGAUGUGUCUGCGACGACGACCUUGUGCUCAGCGGAGAGACCUGCGUUCCCAUCAGCCAGUGCGGCUGCACCGACGACAGCGGGCAGUACCACCCGGUCGGGGAUAGCUGGAUGGCCGACAGCAACUGCACCGAGCACUGCACCUGUGGGGCCCAGAACAACGUCACCUGCGAGGAGUGGAGCUGCAGCCCCGUCCAGGAGUGCCGGUCUGAGGAGGGCCUGCUGGGCUGCCAGGACACAGGUGUGGCGGCUUGCCACGUGGCCGGGGACCCCCACUACUACACCUUUGACGGGGCCAUGGUCUCCUUCAUGGGCACCUGCACCUACACGCUGGUGGGCCUCUGCCAGAGCGACCCCCGGCUGCCCUCCUUCACCAUCACGGCCAAGAACGAGGAGCGGGGGCAGCCCGAGGCCUCCUACCUGCGCCAGGUCACCCUCCAGCUGCAUGGAUACACCGUCACCCUCCAGAAAAGCCGCCGCGUCCUGAUCGAUGGGCAACGGGUCCGGACCCCCGUGGAGGGGCGCAUCCCAGGCGUCUCCAUCACCUCCAGCGGCAUCUAUGUCAUUCUGGAGACCGACUUUGGUCUGGUGGUAAAGUUCGAUGGGAACCACCAUUUGGAGAUCCAGCUCCCGGGGACUUACUUUGACAAGGUGUGUGGCAUGUGUGGCAACUUCAACAACCACUCCCAAGAUGACCUUCUGAUGCCAAACGGACACCUGGCCGCCAGUGACAGCCAGUUUGGGAACAGCUGGAAAGCCCCCGGAGAUGCUGACCCCGGUUGCCAGCCAGACGACCGUGAGGAUCUAGAGCCCCACUGCUCCCCAGAAGAGAUGGAGCGCCUGUCCGGCUUGUGUGGAGAGAUCCUGGGGCGCAAGUACCAGCGCUGCCAUGCCGUCAUCGACCCCAGGCCCUUCAUCCAGAACUGCCUCUUCGACCUGUGCGAGUACGACGGCAUGGCCUCCGUCCUGUGCGACAACGUCCAGUCCUACGUGGAGGCCUGCAAGAGCCAAGGCGUCACCGGACUCUCCUGGAGGAACAGCACCUUCUGCCCUCUGCCUUGCCCUCCGCACAGCCAUUACACAGAGUGCGCCUCUCCCUGCCCGGCCACCUGCUGCAACCUCUAUGCGCCGGCCACCUGCCAGAGCCGCACCACCUGCGUGGAGGGAUGUACCUGCGACCGGGGCUACGUCCUCAGUGAUGACACCUGUGUCUCCGCACACAACUGCGGGUGCCUGGACAGCCAGCACGAGUACCACAGCCCCGGAGACACCUGGGUGACCCUGGACUGCCGCGAGCACUGCACCUGUCUGGGGGGUGGGAAGAUCUCCUGCCGGGCCUUUGAGUGCCUCUCCGGGUCUCUCUGUGUCCUCAGCAGCACCGGGCAGCGCUUCUGCCAGCCCAGAGAAUUCCACCAGUGCGUGAUCUCCGGGGACCCCCACUACCGCACCUUCGACCGCUUUGUCCACCACUUCCAGGGCCGCUCCACCUACGCCUUGAGCCAGACCCUCCUGGACCUUCCUUCGGUGCUGGAGCCCUUCUCGGUGGCUGGGCGGAACCGGCGUCGUUUCCCCUUCCACCGCUUCUCCUUCCUGCGCGAGGUCUACAUCUCUGUCUACGGCUAUAGCAUCACCCUCAUGCAGCGGCGCAAGAUGCUGGUGAACGGCCUGGCAGUCACUCCGCCCUUUGCCACUCUGGACGGGUCACUCCAGAUCUCCCAGCGGGGCCUGAGGCUCCUCCUGCAGACGGACUUUGGCCUCACGGUCUCCUUUGACGGCAGGGAUUUCGCUGAGAUCACUCUUCCCAGCACCUAUCAGAACCGCGUGGGUGGACUCUGCGGCAAUUACGACGGACGGCGGAACAACGAAUACAUGAGGCCUGACGGAACCUGGACCCGGAGCCUCAACACCUUUGGCAACAGCUGGGAGGUCUCCGUCCAAAGGGAGAUGAAGGCCGGCAUCCGCACCCGGAACAGGCGCGAGGAGCCAUCCGACGACGAGGAUGUGGAGACAGGGUUCGACAUCGACUGCAGCCCGGAGCAGCUCAUGUUUGUGAAUGGGACGGAUGUCUGCGGGGCCCUGUCCGACCCCGUGGGGCCUUUCUCAGCCUGCCACAGCAAGGUUUCCCCAGACACCUUCCAAGAGAGCUGCGUCUACGACCUCUGCGCUUUGUUCAACGACACGGAGCUGCUGUGCCAAGACUAUGAGGCCUAUGCCCAGCUCUGCCAGGAGGAAGGGGUGCCCUUGGAGGCCUGGAGGCGGCAAACGGGAUGCGAGGUCUCUUGCCCCCCACACACGACGUAUCAGCCUUGCAUGACCGCCUGUCCUGCCAGCUGUGCCAACAUGGCCGCUCCCUCCGACUGCGAGGCACCCUGCAUGGAGGGAUGCGCCAGCAACACGGGCUACGUCCUCAGUGGCCUGGACAGCGUGCCCUACAACCAGUGUGGCUGCACCUGGAACAACCAGUACUACCAGAUCAACGACAGCUUUUGGACGGAGGACUGCUCCCAGCGCUGCUUCUGCCGCACCACGGGGCCCCCGGAGUGCCAGGAUGCCGGAUGCGCCCCGGGGGAGGCCUGCACCCUGGCCAACUUCACCCGCGGCUGCUUCCAAGUGACCCCCUGCCUGAGCAGCCCCUGCCAGAACGAGGGCACGUGCCUGGACGAGUCCGAAGGGUUCCUGUGCCUUUGCCCCGAGGGAUACGCGGGGCCCCGGUGCGAGGAGGCCCUCCUGGAUGAGGCCCCCGCCACGAGCCUGCCACUCCACACCACCACCAGCAGCCCCACCACAAGUGACAAGGCAGACUCCGACCUGGUCCCGAUCCUGCUGGGGGUCCUCAUUCCGCUGGGGAUCAUCCUCCUCGUGACGGCCACUGUCUGCAUCUGUCGGCACAAGAACAGGAAGAAGACCAAGGAGGACCGCAUUGCCGUCUUGUCUGCACCAGGGCAGUCCAGCACUUCAGAUGCCUUUGGCAAUAGGAUCACUCGCUUCUGAGCUUCCACGUUCCUCGCUGAGCAGAUUCCUUCUUUCUCGCCUGGUCCUCUGAGCUGGAUGUGUCCAAGCUUUGGCCUUUGCUUAUGGAGGAGAAAGAGACGCUCGCAUUGGAGCCUUGCGUGAGGUUCUUCCCACAAAGAACGGGGAGCCGUGCCUUCCCUCCUGGACCCGGACUGGGAGGAAGAAAAGACACUUUGGAGAGACACUCACACCUGAGCUGCCAGCCUGUGUCCACUUCCACAUCCCUUGGUAGAGACUUGUGUGGCUUCCGGAGAGACUCUUGAAUCUCGUGCUCGGAAAGAGGCCUGCCGGUCAACCCCAAACCCUCCUAAAUUAUUGUGUUCCCAGCCUGGUCCCCUUCAAAGGACUUGUGUUCUGCCUCUGCAUCAGGCAUGGGCAAACUUGGGCCCUCCAGGUGUUUUGGACUUCAACUCUAAUAAUAAUAAUAAUAAUAAUAAUAAUAAUAAUAAUAAUAAUAAUAAUAAUAAUGCCAUCUCCCCGAAGGGACUCGGGGCGGCUUACAUGGGGCAGAGCCCAACAACACAGUUAAAAUGUAAUUACAUAAAAAUGCAAUUCACAAUACAACGGAACAGAACAAAACAUUAUAACAGUAAUAAAAAAAAACAUCAACCAGGAACCAAUUUCAGUUCCUAUUGUCUUCGUGGGCAUAUGGACUAGUUAUAGCAAUAAAGGAUAGGCAGAUAAAUAAAGUGCAUAAUCAUAUACGGGUAGUAGUAAAGUGCAAGAAUAGAUUUUGAUUCCUACAAGCCUAUGGGGAGUUGAAGUCCAAAACACCUGGAGGGCCCAAGUUGGCCCAUACAUGUACCUGCUGACUUUUGUUUUGAAAUACAGCCUUCCUUUUCUGCAACAAGAGGCUUCCUUUGUCAAGUCUGUUUGUGGGAAGGCCUGUGGCCUGCUCUCUCUGCUCCUCUCUCUUAUCACCAAGAGUGUGUUCAAUCAAUCCAGGCUGCAGCCAUACACCUGGAGAAGCACCAACAUACGAGGGCUAUCCAGAAAGUACAUUACGUUUUGGAAUUAAAAAUGAACAAAGUACAGUAGAGUCUCACUUAUCCAACAUAAACAGGCCGGCAGAACGUUGGAUAAGCGAAUAUGUUGGAUGAUAAGGAGAGAUUAAGGAGAAGCCUAUUAAACAUCAAAUUAGGUUAUGAUUUUACAAAUGAAGCACCAAAACAUCAUGUUAUACAACAAAUUUGACAGAAAAAGUAGUUCAAUAGGCAGUAAUGUUAUGUAGUAACUACUAUAUUUACGAAUUUAGCACCAAAAUAUCACGAUAUAUUGAAAACAUUGACUACAAAAAUGUGUUGGAUAAUCCAGAACGUUGGAUAAGCGAAUG